AUGAGAAGAGUAUCCCUUACCGGCUUAGCGGCCUUAGCCAAAGCCGCUUCUGCCAUCGAUUGCUCUUUUGACUCUAUCAAGACUAUCCUACCUGCGGGCGUGGAGUUGUCCUUUGCGCAGCCCAUUGAGGAGAAUGGCACUUUCAUUGUCCCGACGGAGGAUAUUGCCUGGCCCGUCGACCCCAUCAAUCUGCCCAAACUCUGUGCCGUCGCCGCCACCGUAACCUCGGCGGAAAAUGGCACGUAUGGGUUUGGGAUUUUCCUGCCUGAUGAUUGGAAUGGUCGUACCCUGACUGUGGGCAAUGGCGGUCUGGCCGGCGGCGUGAUCUGGUCUGAUAUGGUAAGAGACAUGUGGAAUUUAUUCUGUCAAGGUGGCCACGGCACCGGUGUCAAGUACGGACAUGCCGUUAUUUCAACAGAUACUGGGCACAAUAGCACCACCACCGACGCUACCUGGGCCGCAAACGACACAAUCGCACAGACUAACUGGGGAUGGCGAGCCCUGCACGAGAGCGUUGUCAUGGGAAAAGCCAUAAUCGAAGCCUAUUACGGAACAGCUCCCAGUUAUCACUAUUACCAAGGUUGCAGCACAGGUGGCCGUCAGGGUUUCAAAGAGGCCCAAAUGUUUCCAGACGACUUUGACGGGGUCAUCGCCGGAGCUCCUGCAUGGUGGACGCAAAUCUGGCAGUUUUGGCUCGGCUAUGUGAACUACAUCUCCAAUGUUACUGAGAUUCCAGUUAGCAUGUUUGAUCCUAUUGCCAAGGAGGUCCUGAGGCAAUGCGAUGGUCAAGAUGGCCUCGUCGAUACCAUCAUUUCCGACCCCUACGGAUGCAACUUUGACACAGAACAACUCCUCUGUCCCGCAAACGUGACCAACGCCACCGAGGCAGGCUGUCUGACAGCCGCCCAGCUACAGACCUACAUCACGCUGGCUAGCGACUUCGUAGAGACGAACUCCACCCUGGUUUUCCCCAAAUGGCUCCUCGGCUCCGAGCACUUCUGGGACCUCAAUAUCGACGGCGGCGCCCCGAAUAUUAUUGGUCUGGGUUAUAUUCAGUAUUUUCUCGGCCUCGGCAGCGAUUGGGAUUGGAGGGACUUUGACGACGACGUCGUGCAGCUGUCCGAGGAGCUGAACGCCGGCGAGGCUGACGCUGACCACUACGACAUGACCGAAUUCUUCCAGAAAGGGAAGAAGUUCAUCCACUACCAGGGCCUGAGUGAUGGAGGAAUCUCCACAGGUGCUAGUUUCUAUAUGUACGACCACGUUCACCGGGCUAUGGCGCCUCAGGGUGUUGUCCUGGAUGAUUUUUAUCGGUUCUUCCCGAUUCCUGGCAUGGGUCAUUGUACCGACACACCUGAUUUUGUGAAUGCACCCUAUUACAUUGGAGGAAUCAGUAUGACCAACAACGGCCAAUACUCUGUCCCAGGAUAUAUGAAUGCCCAGCAUGAUGUGCUGCUCGCCCUUAUGGGCUGGGUCGAGAACGGGACCGCGCCCGACUACAUCAUCGGGACGGCCUACAACAACUUUACGACCCAGGAUGCCGUCACGCGCCAGAGACCGAUCUGUCCACACCCGAAGCAGGCAAAGUAUGCGGGCGAGGGCGAUCCGAAUGACCCUGAGAGCUGGACGUGUCAGUUGCUCUAUUGA
This is a messenger RNA of Cryphonectria parasitica EP155, 1647 nucleotides long. RefSeq names its product tannase and feruloyl esterase. The transcript has 7 exons. Lineage: Eukaryota; Fungi; Ascomycota; Sordariomycetes; Diaporthales; Cryphonectriaceae. The record is from RefSeq and is a predicted model, not a curated record. Bases 1 to 1647 code for a protein of 548 amino acids.